UAUUAGUCCAUGCUAACAGCAAACAUGGCGUCGGAAAUCAGUGAUUCACUAAUUCCACCGAGGAAUAUUUCCUCGAUUAAGAAUAAAGAGCGCAGAAGUCAACUUUACAGAGAAAUGAAACGCGCUAAAAAGAAGGCCAAACUACAGGAAAAGAAGAAGAAAGUGCGUGAAGCCAAGGCAAUGGGUGAGAAGGCACCACCAAAACAAGUACCAAAGACUUUGGAAAAUAUGAGAGUUUUUGAUGAAACAAUGGUGGAUCCAGAAGAUGAAGAGGUAGCUGCAGAUGAAGAGCAAGAUGAGUUAUCAUCCUAUUUUCAUAGAGACACAGUGCCAAAAAUCCUCAUUACUACAACAGAUCGUCCUAGCAGUAGAACAAACAAAUUCUGCAAAGAAUUGAAAAAAAUAAUCCCAAAUUCUGAAAUCUAUUACCGGCGUGGCCUUGAUCUAAAGAAGAUUAUACCCCAGGCUGUGUCACGUGACUUUACAGUUUUGCUUGUUGUCAAUGAAGACAAAAAAGAGCCCAAUGGACUGGUGAUUAGCCAUCUGCCAGAUGGCCCAACUGCACACUUUAAAAUGACAAGUGUUCGACUCACAACAGACAUCAAGCAUGUUGGUGCCAUGUCUGCCCAUCAGCCUGAGCUAAUCUUUAACAACUUCAAUACAAGACUGGGUCAUUCUGUGGGGCGUCUUUUAGCAAGUCUCUUUCAUCCAGAUCCAAAUUUCCAUGGUCGUCGAGUGGUUACUUUUCACAAUCAAAGAGAUUUCAUCUUUUUUCGCCAGCACAGAUAUGAAUUCAAAAAUGGUAAAAAGGUGGCUCUUCAUGAACUGGGUCCUCGUUUUACCCUUAAACUUCGUUCACUACAGAAAGGCAGCUUCGAUUCAAAAUUUGGCCAGUUUGAAUGGAUACAUAAGCGUCAUGAAAUGGAGACCAGCAGGAGAAAAUUCUUCUUAUGAUUAAUCUGGACAUUAUGCAAUGGAGGAAAAUUUUGUCUUGAAUGUUGUUUUUUUGUCUUGUUUUCUUUUGUAAAUAAAAUCAGUGCUUAUGACAGUG
Messenger RNA from Pomacea canaliculata, 1051 nucleotides. Its product is annotated as ribosome production factor 1-like. The record is from RefSeq and is a predicted model, not a curated record. Lineage: Eukaryota; Metazoa; Mollusca; Gastropoda; Architaenioglossa; Ampullariidae. Gene Ontology annotation, molecular function: rRNA primary transcript binding. Gene Ontology annotation, biological process: maturation of LSU-rRNA; maturation of 5.8S rRNA. Gene Ontology annotation, cellular component: preribosome, large subunit precursor; nucleolus.